Messenger RNA from Calliphora vicina (urban bluebottle blowfly), 766 nucleotides. RefSeq lists its product as uncharacterized. Bases 141 to 431 code for a protein of 96 amino acids. Lineage: Eukaryota; Metazoa; Arthropoda; Insecta; Diptera; Calliphoridae. The record is from RefSeq and is a predicted model, not a curated record. The transcript has 3 exons.
CACCAGCAGCAUCAUACAUAUCUUUUUAUUUUUAUUUUUACAACAAUAACUUUUAUACAAAUAUUAGACAACAACAAAAAUAUCAUUAAAAUUUCUUCGUUUUCAUAUUUGUGAGUUAGUUUUGCAAGUAAACUAAAGAAAUGAGUCCUACUCUUUGGGUUUUGGUGGCCAUUAAAAUAUUCAUUAUUUUUUGGCUGAUUUAUUACAUCUUUGAGAGACGCAAGAGAAAAGGCUCCGACAAUAAUCUGGUCGUCAUAGAACAGGGAAUGGUUACAGCAUAUGCUGGCUCACCUGUAACUCAAGUUCCCAAAGACUACAAUGAAUACAAUCAGCAGCAGUUAUAUGCGACAUCUGCAAACACAAUACCAGCAAACAUUCAGCCCUCAGCUGGUGUUGGAGAUCCACAAUCAAAUAAGAUGCCAAUAAAAUAGGUUGAGAUGAUUAAGUGAAAUGAAAACAAUAUAGCUCAAGUCAAUUGUUUUUAGUUUUUUGGGUAUUAAAAAUAAAUGUAUAAACUAUUUUUUUUAUAUAUAACAAACGAAUAUCUUUCAUUACACUAAGAAAUACGAGUACAUUAUGUGUAAGAACACAUUUUAUACAUGUAACCUCUAUUUUGUAUUAAUUGUAAAAAAAUAAAUUUUUGGAAUUUUUUUUUUUGAUUUUUUUAUAUAUGUAUGUAAUAUAUAUCUAUAAAUAAUAUAUAAAUAAACUAACUGUACCAAUCAUUGACGAUGUUAAUAAAUGAAGAUUAUAAAACUCCUAAGAA